UCCUACUGCUGCGCCUCCCGGUACAUCCGGGUCACUGGCUGCGCAUGCGCGUGCGCAGCGCACGCCUCGGCGGCGGUCCUCGCUCUCCCGUCUCGGAUUCGGUGCUUGGAUUCAGGGCCGGCCAUUCGCAUCGGGCCCUCCCCUCGCGAUCCGGGGGAGGGGGUUGUCACGGGGAGUCCUACAGGCCUAAUCCCAGCGAAUGCGGUGGGCUGUGUAACAGUUUCAUAAGUAAAGGUUUCACAGAAAAGCUGCUACACCUGCCUUGCAAAGAGUAGGAGUCUAAAAGCUUCAAGAUAAUUUUGUUACUUGAUUCCUUAACAUGGGGAACCUUCUUAAAGUUUUGACUUGCACAGACCUGGAGCAGGGACCAAAUUUUUUCCUUGACUUUGAAAAUGCUCAACCUACAGAAUCGGAAAAAGACAUUUAUAAUCAGGUUAAUGUAGUAUUAAAGGAUGCAGAAGGAAUCCUGGAAGACUUGCAGUCGUACAGAGGAGCUGGUCAUGAAAUACGAGAGGCAAUACAGCAUCCCACUGAUGAGAGGCUCCAGGAGAAGGCAUGGGGUGCAGUUGUCCCUCUAGUGGGCAAACUAAAGAAAUUCUAUGAAUUUUCUCAAAGGCUAGAAGCUGCACUACGGGGUCUUCUUGGGGCCCUGACCAGCACCCCAUACUCUCCCACACAGCACCUAGAGCGAGAGCAGGCUCUUGCAAAACAGUUUGCAGAAAUCCUUCAUUUUACACUCCGGUUUGAUGAGCUAAAGAUGACAAAUCCUGCAAUUCAGAAUGACUUCAGCUACUACAGAAGAACAUUGAGUCGGAUGAGAAUCAACAAUGUCCCAGCAGAAGGAGAAAAUGAAGUAAAUAAUGAACUGGCCAACAGAAUGUCUUUAUUUUAUGCUGAAGCAACACCCAUGUUAAAAACCUUAAGUGAUGCAACAACAAAAUUUGUUUCAGAGAAUAAAAAUUUACCCAUAGAAAAUACCACAGAUUGCUUAAGCACUAUGGCCAGUGUUUGCCGAGUCAUGCUGGAAACCCCGGAAUAUAGAAGCAGGUUCACGAAUGAGGAAACAGUCUCGUUCUGCCUGAGGGUAAUGGUGGGUGUCAUAAUUCUCUACGACCAUGUGCAUCCAGUAGGCGCCUUCGCUAAAACUUCAAAAAUUGAUAUGAAAGGAUGCAUUAAAGUUCUCAAAGAUCAGCCUCCAAACAGUGUAGAAGGCCUUCUAAAUGCGCUCAGGUACACAACAAAACAUUUGAAUGAUGAGACUACCUCCAAGCAAAUCAAAUCUAUGUUGCAAUAACAGUUACCUGGAAGUCCUGCCCUGCUGUAUACAGUAUUCUGCAAUGACUGAGAUGCACAGAUCUUUUUUAAAGUGAUUGCAACUACUAUCUUGUUCAGUCUUGCUUUUGAAUUUUUUCUUGUCCUCUCUUCCAUAUUAAAAAAAAUCACGUUCUUGUUCUUGAGUAAGCUGGUAACUUCUUUUUCUGUGCCAAAAUCAAUGAAAAUUAUCACCUCUGGAAGGUAAUUUGUACUUUUCAGAGUAGCCAUUCUAUGUGGCAGCUAAUUCUGCGUUGCGUUUUGGAUUUCUCUAUACUGGAGAAAGUUCUGUGACUUGAACUAAAUAUUUUUAAACGUGUUUUUUUCCUUUUUUGUUUUUGGAAAACUAAUAUUUAAUAUUGCUUCUUGUGCAUGGCAAAACUGCCUAUUUCUGCUAUUUAAAAGAAAGAAAGAAACCGUCAUUUUCUAUUGCAGCUUUUUUAUGUGCAACCAUGAGGAAACUUCAAAGCAAAUAUGUUUAAAUUAACUGUGUUUGUACAAAUGGUACCCAACAUAAUGUUUUUUUUAAAAGAAAAAAAAGAAAUGGGUAAAAACUAUUUGUUUUAAAAAGUUAAGUUUGCAUUUUGACUCAUUUUUGUAAGGAUGUCUGUUGUAUGUUUAAUAACUAACGUUUCAGGAAAAAAGUGGUGUGUGCGUAGCCAAAUUACGUAUGCAUGUUCGUGUCAAAUGAUUGGCUGUGGAAGACACCAAUAAAGACUGGCUUUCAUUUUUCUAA
Messenger RNA from Anolis carolinensis (green anole), 2047 nucleotides. RefSeq names its product CYFIP related Rac1 interactor B (gene cyrib). Gene Ontology annotation, molecular function: small GTPase binding. The record is from RefSeq and is a predicted model, not a curated record. The coding region runs from base 320 to 1294 and encodes 324 amino acids. The transcript has 13 exons. Lineage: Eukaryota; Metazoa; Chordata; Lepidosauria; Squamata; Anolidae. Gene Ontology annotation, biological process: regulation of actin filament polymerization; positive regulation of T cell activation.